CGAUCGUUUCAACUCACUGGCGCACUUCCACCCACCCGCGCGCAUUAACACAUUGUUCUCUUUCCAUGGGUGUGAAGGACAGGGAAUCCUACGACACGACCGCCUGCUGUGCGCAGGCAGUGAUAGUCACGGUGAAAAGCUAUGAUCAUGCUCGCUUAUAAUGAUCAGAUAACUCUUGCACGUGCUUUCAUAUCUGGCUGGCUCAGUUCCAACAUUAAUACAAGAUUACGCUUUGCUUAGACUUAAGUGACUUGAUAAUAAGCAAAACUGACAUAGUUUCCUUCUGCACCCUGCCAUCAAUAGUUGCGGACUCCUCGUAAAAUGCAGUUGAAAGGCAUAUUUUUACUCCUGUCUUUAGGAGCGUUCACCUCUUAUUAUGUUUACCAGCCCAUUCCAGACAAGAUAGAGGAGAGAUGGAAACUCAUGUUGACCGAUUGUUUCUUCAGAAGUCUCAGCCACCUGGCAGACUUCAGUGAGCUGCUGGGGUUGAAGGACUACAUGGGGGUGAUGAUGUUCAUCACGUUCGCUGAGCGUGUGUUCCCCGUGUCAGACCAACGUGUGCACGUUACAGAGGAGCUGUUUGAUGGGGUGGAGGUGGUGGUGUACCAGCCCAAACUGCAGGGCGGCGACACCGAGCUGAGGAGAGCAGUCAUAUACCUGCACGGAGGAGGAUGGUGCCUGGGCAGCGCCAGAAUGGGACCGUACGACCUCCUAGCUAGGCAGAUGGUCAAUGAUCUUAACUCUGUGGUCGUGUCUGUAGAGUACCGCCUGGCCCCAGAGCACCACUUCCCUGUCCCGUAUGAGGACGUGUACCGGGUAGUGAAGCACUUCCUCCAGAGGGCGGUCCUGGCCCAGUACUCUGUCGACCCAUUACGCAUCGCUGUAUCUGGGGACAGCGCCGGGGGAAACCUGGCUGCAGCCGUGUCCCAGCAGCUGCAGCAGGAUCCAGAACAGCAGCUGCAGCUGAAGGUCCAGGCCCUGCUCUACCCUGUGCUGCAGGCUCUGGACCUCAAUACCCCGUCCUACCAGCAGAACCAGAACAUGCCUAUCCUGCCCCGCACCCUWAUGGUGCGCUUCUGGAGCGARUACUUCACCAGCGACAAGACCUUCUUCAGGGCCAUGAUGACCAACACUCACAACAGCCCAGAGUCCGCUGYGCUGCUCAACUUCGUCAACUGGAGUGCCUUCCUGCCAGAGUCCUACCGGGGGACGUAYAACUACAGCGUUCCGGUCGUGGCGUUGUCGGCGGKAGGGGCGGGGUCRGACGGGCCAUCGCGCUCYAUCGCUGACCCCCGGGCCUCGCCCCUGCUGGUCCCGGAUGCCGUUUUACGCUCGCUACCCAAGGCCUACGUUCUGACGUGUGAGUACGACGUGCUGCGGGACGACGGGGUGAUGUAUGCCACGCGCCUGCGCCGCGCCGGUGUGGAGGUGACGCACGAACACUACGCCAGCGGUUUCCACGGCGCCCUCAUGUUCACSGUGUGGCCAACCGACUUCCUGAUUGGACGCACGAUGACGGAAAACUUCAUCAAAUGGCUGCAGCAUAACUUGUAGAAAGCAGAAGAAAAGUUACAGUCUUUCAGUGUUCAUUCCUGUUUCCCCUAGCAACUCAAUAGCUGUUGUUUAGGUGCUGCUUAGAUGUUUGUCUGUUUGGUUGUUUAUUCAGUGACAGACAGUGUUUUUGUUUAUGCUUGCAAACUGAGGGGUUUUCCACUCUAUGUCACUGUGUCCUAACAACAACACCAGAUACCAGUCAAAAACAGGUUUGUAUUGAUUUUCUAAUCACCAAGGCAACCAAUGAGGCAGAACAUGAGGCAAAGCAACUGAUAUCAGAUACAAGACAUUUGAUGAAGCCGAGUGUUCUACAUUUGAUUUCUGACAUAUCCAUCUGAUACUGCAGCUGAAUCUCAUCACAUUAACUUCCUGGUUUUGUCAUUAACUUCCUGGUGGAAUGAUGCUUGCAACACCAGGGUUGAGUGUUUGAUUCCCAUGGGGGACCAGUAUGAAAAUGUAUGUGUUCAUUACUUACUGUAAGUUGCUCUGGAUAAAAGCAUCUGCUAAAAUUAUAUAAAACAUUUUUUUUUAAACGUACAUCUUAAGGUUAGGUUGUUAACUCGUAAGGUUAAGGAUAGGCUUAAAAAAAA
Salvelinus sp. IW2-2015 is the source of this 2144-nucleotide messenger RNA. RefSeq names its product arylacetamide deacetylase (gene aadac). Lineage: Eukaryota; Metazoa; Chordata; Actinopteri; Salmoniformes; Salmonidae. The record is from RefSeq and is a predicted model, not a curated record. Gene Ontology annotation, molecular function: carboxylic ester hydrolase activity; lipase activity. Gene Ontology annotation, cellular component: membrane.